Messenger RNA from Poeciliopsis prolifica (blackstripe livebearer), 1011 nucleotides. RefSeq lists its product as uncharacterized. The transcript has 7 exons. Gene Ontology annotation, biological process: cell surface receptor signaling pathway. Bases 28 to 753 code for a protein of 241 amino acids. The record is from RefSeq and is a predicted model, not a curated record. Lineage: Eukaryota; Metazoa; Chordata; Actinopteri; Cyprinodontiformes; Poeciliidae. Gene Ontology annotation, molecular function: transmembrane signaling receptor activity.
AAAACAGUCAGAUCUCUGAGAGCCGCCAUGAAGGAAACAUCCGUCAGGUUUCUGCUCCUUUUGACCUCAGUGCUGAGCAGAGCAAAAAUACAAGUUGCUCUGACUGUGAAUCCCAGCAGAUCCCAGUUCUUUGAAGAAGAAUCAGUGACUCUGAUCUGUGAGGAUGAAAACAGAUCAGCUGGAUGGACAGUGAGGAGAAACACCAGCAGAGGAACCAGGAAGCCAUGUGGAGAUGGAUGGGGGAAAGCUGAUGGUUCUACUUGUAACAUGACCUACCUCAUCCCAGAGGACUCUGGUCUGUACUGGUGUGAGUCUGGAUCCUCCAGCAGCAGCACCAGCAGCAGCAGCAGCAGCAGCAGCAGCUUGAUCCUGCAGAGUCCUGUCCUCCCUGUGAUGGAGGGAGAUGACGUCACUCUGAGCUGCAGAGCAAGGAAUCCAACCCACAACCUCCCAGCUGCUUUCUAUAAAGAUGGCUCCUUCAUUGGUGAUGGAUCAGCAGGCAGCAUGACCCUCCUCCAUGUUUCCAGCUCUGAUGAAGGCUCUAUAAAUGUAGCAUCAGCGGUUCUGGAGAGUCUCCAUCCAGCAGGGUCUCUGUCAAAGAUAAACCCAUCACCUCCUCUGCCUCCAGCAGUAAGUCUGUUACAGUUUUCAUCCACCUGGUCGUGUUUUGUCCGUACUUCAUCUCCACUCUGCUCCUGGUGUCUUUAUAUCGACACAAAGACAAAGCUGCAGGAAACAAUCUGCCCAACUUAGUGGUUAUGAUUUCCUCCACCCUGGAUGAAUAAAGAUUGGAUGAUCUGAAUCAUCACUGUGUUCACCAUGUAUCAGUGUGACACAUCCCUGAGGAACUCCUCGUGUUUCUGUUUGCUUGAACUGAUUAAAUAUCCACUCUGAGUCUCGCUGGAGGGAGGAACAACCAGAUCAACGAACAUCUGAGGAAACAUUUAGAAACAAUGACUGUAAUCAGUGUGUGACAUCAUAACCUUUUGUUCUUGUUUAACUGGUUUCUUC